AGGUCCGUUUUUUUCUUGAUCUUGAUAAAUAUCUUUUUUGUCAUUCUCAUAUAAUUAAGUUUUUCGCAUCAUCUAGCGACCGCAACUAGAAAUAAAUAUGAUCUUUUACACCUCCUGCCUUCAACCAAGCGACUGUUUUUUUCGUCGGUUUUUCUGAAAACUUCGUCUCUUAUUUGUCUUUUUUUGGUCCAUCGACCCGUCCAUCGAGGACCCACCCACCAUCAUUUCAUAAUUACUCUAGUUCGUUCUUCUCGAUUCUACUGAUACAAAAUGGGCAACGAGGUUUCUUCUGCUGCUUCCUCGGACGCCGAAGGAGGGCGCAGCAGGAGGCCCAUGGGAGAAGGAGAAGCCGAGACUAGAGAUGAAGAGUUGGAAGAUGACUCCUCUGGAACUGAAGCUGAGUAUGAUGUUCAUCGUGGUGCAGAACCAAUAAAUGGAGGUGGGAAUGGCUUCUAUCCCGUUGGGCUUGGGAUGAAUGGCGUCGCCGUUGGUGGUAUAUUACCUCCUGCAGCACAGGAGAUGAGAGAAUCAGCGGCUCUUGACGCACCUCCAAUGCCCACUUCUAGCGAGACCGGAGAGGAGGUAGUAGACGAAGGCGAUAUCCCACUUGUUUUAGAAGAGCAAGAAGAUGGUUAUGGUCCUGUUGCUGGUGCCGGCGUUGGUCAGCAGCAAGAACAAGAUGCCGAAGAGGCGAUGGCUCGUAUUGUGGUGAAUGGCGAGCCUGUUGCCAACGGCUACCCAGGAGAAACUCGUGAGAGUGCCGCAGAGCGCGACUCAGCGCAGAAGAGUUACCGCUACCCUAAGGACGCGGCAAUCAUCUCCGUAGAUUCUGGGAAUCGAACAAAUGAAGUUUUGAAAGCUCUGCAUUUGACAGAAGGGACAGUAGCCUCGUUUCGCUCGGCCCCAGAUGCGUCGAUGGCGCCACAACACCAGGGAAACUUAAUCGUAAGGCACCGAAAACCAAAGUAUGACCCGGCUUUGCCAGUACCGGGUUUGAUCCCAGAUUAAGGCUCAAUAUAUUUCAUUUCUACAAGUCAUUUCUCCCUAUUUCCUUCUUAGGAUUGGGAGAAAUGUAGGCAAGAAAUGAAUUGUUUUGAGCUCUAACCAGAGAUGUUCCGCAACUUGAACGUUGGCGUGGAGCACGAUAAAAUUCGCUCUGAAGGCCACUCUCUAAAGCGCUGGAUCGACCUGCCAGGAGGACAGGACAAGUACAUGUCCAAGAACGAGUGGCCUCCCGCUAUUUUUGUGGACGCUUUGCAGAGCACCUUCCAGAAGCGAGUGACUGGCCGCUACUUCGUGUGCAGUAAACUCUACAACGGUGCUCCUUUCUGGUACUCGCGCAUGGCGAGAAUGUACAUCUACAACCACUUGCCACUAGAACAGAAGGGCGACGAGCCGGAGUGGGUCAUUGGCAAGCGUGUGGGGUCGUGUGCACACGCGGUCUUAUUGGCUGGCGACUUAAGAGCGCUGAGGGGAAUGGGGGAAAAGCCGAAAAAAGGGGAGAACAUUCCAGUUUAUAGUUAUAGCAAAAAGGCGGAUAAAAGCUACAAGCAGGGAGAGUUGCACGAAGGUGCUCUGGUGGGCGAGUCGAAGUGGCAGAGAAGGUCACACUUGAAGGUAGAGUUAAACACUCUGAAAGAUGCAGGUUUGAUGCGUCGAACGACACAGCGAUUGCAUCAUAGUGGCUUGUCCCCCAACGCUUUUGUCCAGGACAAGGCUAUCCAUGUUCUCCAAGCCUGUAAAACGACCGCUGAGUUGACUGCUCUACAAAAAAAGUCUGAGAAGGAGAAAGACGCAGAGGCGAAAAGACGUGCAGGCGAAGACGUUCUACUCCAGUAUGAUGCCAUGAAAAAAGAAUGGUACUUGGCACGUCAUUCGCCGAUUCAGAUCUUCAAAAAGCUAGGGCAACCUACUUCGGUUGUCGGAUUGUACUUGCCACUGAUCGAGGAGUACGGACCGAUUUUCCCUAAAGCGUGUCAUGAAGUGUUUAAGCGCGUGAAAGACCACGCAAAGAACAAAAACGCCGAAGAAUCCUAUUUGGAGUACCCAAAGUAUUACUGCUGCGAGAACGAGCUUUUCAUGUUCUUCAAUCCGAAGAAGGGCCAGUGGAAAGUAAUCAACACAGCGAUCAUGCACAAGCCACAUCCGGUGAAGGCUUGUAGCGAUCCGGAUUCGAUAGGCGUGGCGUUUCCGCCACUCGCUGUCUGGCAACAAAAUUUCGAACCCAUGGUCCAGUUUCCAGCCGUCGACGGCACCUUAAUUGAUAAUCAGCUGAAAAAGCAGCACGUGUACCCCUUUAUUGACAAGGAGUUUCCGCCAGCGCGCUCGUCCUUGGGUGAGAAAGGGCCAAACACGGUUCCGGGAGACGUCGAGUGGUACAGAGCCAGAGAUAUUCACGACACCGACUUCCCGGUGAAGCUGUUUGAUAAUGUGGAGCCGAAUGACUGCAUCCAAGGUGGCCUGGGAGAUUGCUGGCUCUUGGCAGCGUUGGCCGUUGUCGCGGAGUACCCAGAUUUCAUCCCCACCUACACUUUCCACGAAAAGGAGUGCAAUUUGAUUGGCAGGUACAGCGUGAACUUGUUCGACUACUCGAAAAAGCCGCCUUCUUGGCGCGUAAUCACGGUCGACGAUUACAUCCCGUGUUAUCCCAAGAGUCCCUUCUCGGAAACACCGAUUCCGAGAUUUUCUCAACCUAACUGUAACGAGAUGUGGUUGUUGCUCCUGGAGAAAGCGUUCGCGAAGCUCGCAGGGGGCUACCUGAAUCUCAAAGCAGGAUAUGCCGGUUUAGCCUGGAUCGCCUUGACCGGGUGUAUGGACUAUGGUCGCUGGAUCAAGGAGAAGGACGAGAACAAGCACCCACCACCAGCUGGAGGGCCGCAGAACGUAGACAAAGCCACCGCCGACACAGUAAAGCAUGUGCAGUAUCGGCGAAGACCAAUAGCGUCCUUUCAUCCAACUGGGAAUCGGCUGGGGUUCGAGUACUGUGCGCAGAAGAAGACAGAUGAGAUCGUCGAAGGGAUGGGGAUGAUAGACUAUCUACGUAAGGCAGAAAAGAAUUUCUACCCGAUUUGCGCAGUGGGUGUGCACGGAACAGCUGCGGAGAACAAGCGCAGUGACGGGUUGGUAGAUGGCCACGCGUAUUCGGUGUUGCAAGUUUUGGACAUCAACUGUGUGGACGGGAAAAAACGCACAUUAGUGAAACUAAGGAAUCCGUGGGGUGACAACCAUGAGUGGACUGGGCCUUUCAGUGACGACCAUGACGCUAGCUGGAAACUGGUAAAAGACAAUGGCAAGGGGAUCAGGGUGCAGGAAGCGGAUGGAAUCUUUUGGAUGGAAGCAGCAGCUUUUUUGGCCUAUUUCACGCACGUGGAAUGUUUACACUUUAAUAUGAAGGAUAAGAAGUCCGACGUCGCUGCAGUGGACUCACAUGGCCUCUCAGCCGAUCAAAAAAAGAAAAGAGAAGACGCGAAAAAAGCAAGGGAUGCGGAUAAGGCGACGCUCAGUAUGAAAUUCUAUAAGCCGCAUAAGAAAUGAUUAUGAUCAUGUUGUUGGUUGAUACCAUUCGUGACACCACGCAAAUCGUUCGUUGUCAACAUCAUUGGCAUAAAAGUCACAUGCUUGUGGUCUCAUACUCAUUGAGAGUCCAACUUUAUCAAAAAAUUCUUGUUUUCAUCGACAUCGAAGAUCUAGGUCCAGGUGUAGUUAACAUGUACGGAUCACAAUGAACGCAAGAAAGUCGUGAAUAAGAUGAGUAAAUGCUCAUUGCUAGGAUCACUACUUAGGUCUUCUUUUUAAGGAUAAGGACAUCGAUAUUCUUGAAUCAAAAAAGUUCAAGUUUGCAC
Molecule: messenger RNA, 3842 nt
Organism: Amoebophrya sp. A25
Lineage: Eukaryota; Dinophyceae; Syndiniales; Amoebophryaceae
Source: the annotation of a GenBank genome assembly